Molecule: messenger RNA, 1507 nt
Organism: Pezoporus occidentalis (night parrot)
Lineage: Eukaryota; Metazoa; Chordata; Aves; Psittaciformes; Psittacidae
Product: glioma pathogenesis-related protein 1-like
Exons: 6
Coding region: 131-1024 (297 amino acids)
Cellular component (GO): extracellular region
Source: RefSeq, a predicted model, not a curated record
UUCCUGUUAGUUUGACAGUUUCAAGUGCUUCAACACCGAGAGGACAUCCUCUGAGGAACUGCUUGCCAGUAUUAUCUCAACCUGAUUUCUUUUAGAAAUUUAAAAACAAUACUGAAAGCAUUGAAGAAUUAUGAAAAUCACAUUUUUCUUUGCUGCAUUGUUCUUACUGGAUCUCUUUGCUUGCUGUCAUGCUUAUCUACAAUAUCCCUUGCCUGACAUAGAAGAUGCAAAGUUCAUUGAAGACUGUGUGAGAGCUCACAACACGUUUCGAUCCAAAGUGAAUCCACCAGCCAGCAACAUGUUUCGCAUGUCCUGGGACACUGCUUUAGCUAAAACUGCCAAAGCAUGGGCAAAGAAGUGCAAGUUUAAGCACAACGUUUACCUUAAAAUGCCUGGGAGAGUGCAUCCCACGUUUACCCCUGUUGGAGAAAACAUCUGGACUGGCACAGCAACCAUCUUCUCUGUGGAUGCAGCUCUCAGUGACUGGUUUAACGAAGUCAGCAGCUAUGAUUUUGACAGCAACAAGUGCGCUGGCAUGUGUGGUCACUACACCCAGGUUGUUUGGGCAGACAGUUACAAAGUUGGCUGUGCAGUUCACUUCUGCAAUACAGUUGAAAAUUUUCCAGGACUUUUCAGAGCAGCACAUUUUGUUUGUGACUAUGGGCCAGCGGGGAAUUACCCAAGAAAACCAUAUAAAGUAGGUCAACCAUGCAGUGGAUGCAGCAGCGAUAAGUGUGUAGACAAGCUCUGUGCAAAUACAGAACGUGAGAAGCUGAUAAAUUAUGCCUACUGGCAUCCGGAGUGGGAUACACAGCCCCAGCCGCCACGGCCCCGGCCCCCCAGGCCUCCAGCACCACCCCACAUCCCACCUGCUGAGCAGCCACAUCCCUCUUGUGACCAAUACUGUCUUUGUGUUUCAAUUUUAAGACCACUGGUUUUGGUACUGAGUAUUGGUGCUGUUCUUUUAGUACAAAAGUGGUUUCCACAUACUUUUUUAAUGAGUAAUGAUCAAUUAAGGUACUAAUAAUGAUCUUACUGCUCUGUAUUACUCUCAGAGAAUUGCACACAUAUAAGAAAACACUUGGUCAUCUCUCCAUUAUCCUAGUGAUGUUUAUCCACCAUAGGAAAGGCUUCUUCUCCACUCAAGGCAGAGUUAGCAUAAUUUAUUGGCAGUAGCUGCACACGCUUCUAUGUCUGUACAAGCCAUUUAUAUCUGGUUCAGUAGAUUGAUAGAGGGACCACAUAUAGACUAUAUAUUACUAUACAUGCUAACAAGCCUCCUGGAAACCUGGGGCAUCACAAAGACAUGUCUGCAGUGGCACACUGUAUCAGAAAGAAUAACUCAUCUCCAUUAACCUUAAAUUAUCCCAAACAUUGUUUUCCCCAGAUAAUGGAGAUCUAACUAUAUGAAUUAUUUAUGAACAGAAGGAGUAAAGCUUGUCUUUUAUUGUGUUUAGCCUAUGUGUAUAUAUCAGUCUUCAUUAAAGUUACUCUGUUGUCAGGUGUA